CUCAACCAAACACCCAGUGACACACUGGGAUGCAAACGCUGCUCCGCCGGCGGAACUCGGCUUUUCUACCCACUAACAAAGAGCCGGGACCGAAGAGGCCUCGUCGUCCGACUCCGACUCGCCCUCCGCCGCCGUCAGACCUGCCUGUGGGCCGAAGGAGAACCCGGAGGAAAGAAUCCCAGCUCGUGAAAACAAAACCCCUCCGAAGGGCUGCUGGUUCUAUUCUGCUGUGGAGAGGCGGGGAAUACAAAGCGACGUGGGGCUCGAACCCGUCACGUUCUGGAGACUAACACACGGAGAGAGUUUCACCACCAAACCAGCUGGUGCUGCUGUGACUGCCCAGCCACAGUACAUGGAUUAUCUGUGUUUCCGGGCACUGUGCUGUAAAGGACCCCCACCGCCAAGACCCGAGUAUGAUGUGGUGUGCAUUGGCCUGACAGGAGCUGGAAAGACCAGCCUGCUCUCACGCCUCUGUAGUGAGGGCAGUGACGGCAUCGUUCCUACAACAGGUUUCAGCAUCAAAGCAGUGCCAUUCCCAAAUGCCAUCUUGAAUGUAAAAGAACUUGGAGGAGCUGACCACAUCAAGAAAUACUGGAGUCGUUACUACCAGGGGUCCCAGGGAGUCGUCUUCGUAUUGGACAGCGCGUCAUCCGAUGAAGACCUCGAGGCCGCGCGGAACGAGCUCCACUCGGCCCUCCAGCACCCACAGCUCUGCACACUGCCUUUCCUCAUUCUCGCCAACCACCAGGACAAGCCUGCCGCAAGGACGCCAAACCAGAUCAAGAAAUACUUUGAGCUGGAGCCGCUGGCCCGAGGGAAACGCUGGAUCCUGGACGGCUGCUCCACCGACGGCAUGGAGGCGGUGAAGGAGAGCUUCAGUCAGUUCAUUAGUCUGCUGGAGGACAAAGACACUGAGCCUGCAAGGAUAUGAUGCUAACGCUGCUAAUGCAGAGACAUUAGUAGCCACCGGCUAACAAACGCCACAUCCUGCUGGCGCCCACGGUCACACACUCAUGCACAGACACAACCAUGUACACAGGAAAGCACCGCGGAUGUGGGCCACUCUGCCGGAGAUGUAUAUUCUAUGUUAUCCUCCCUUCACUGCGGCCUCACGGUUUUAAAUUGGAAGAGUGUGCGACGGCCGGGCGCGACACAACCUGAGAGGAGAGCUGCCGCCGAAUCCACCCGACGUCAAGUCAAGAAAAGUCCUCGAACUUUUCCACAAAUGGAAAUAUUGUUUACUGCUGUCUGUGCCAUUGUGAUUAAGUGGCAUCUGGGACCUUUGUCAUUCCUUGUAGUCAAUAUCAAUGAACACUAACACACACACACACACUGUCACACACGUAGCGGGGGCCAGGUUCUCUGUAGAUAUGUUUAAAGUCUCCACUAAUUCCUCUCCAGAAUGUGUGUGUGGACACGGUUGCUUCUCUGUCCUGUGUGACGUGCUGUGUGAGCUCAGGUGUGCGUCUCCUGGGACUCAGUCCAACAAAUGUGGUGUCGGGUCGGGGGGGCGUAGUGCGAAGCCUUGUGUUAUGUACGGUAGUUACAUAUCGAUGUGUUGUCACGCCAUAACCGCGUAUCUAAUCUGAAUAGUGUAGUCUGAGUAUCUCAUGGAGUAUUAUGUACCUGCAGAGGAGUAUCUGCUGUGUACUCUCCUGUUCGCCAAACACGAGUCCGACUCCUCACGGGACUCGGUGCCCGCUGACGUCAUGGAGACCAGAGUCUGAAUGCUUUUUAUAAAUGUGCAGCGUAGGGUCUAUUUUAUAGCUCUGUAUGUUAACCUGAUCACAUGUUUUAUAUCUCUCACCACACUUAUGAAUUCUUUCAAAUCAAAAGACCAAAAUCAAAUAGAAGCCGCAGCGAUGAUUCACCGGCUGCGAAAUGAGACGGAUUUCGAUUCAGUGUUUAGAAAAUAUUUCAUGUUAGUGUUUUCUACUUUAUUUUUUUUCUCUCCUGAGUUUGACAUGAUCCCUCUCAACACUG
Molecule: messenger RNA, 1983 nt
Organism: Limanda limanda (common dab)
Lineage: Eukaryota; Metazoa; Chordata; Actinopteri; Pleuronectiformes; Pleuronectidae
Product: ADP-ribosylation factor-like protein 15
Exons: 5
Coding region: 353-931 (192 amino acids)
Molecular function (GO): GTP binding; GTPase activity
Source: RefSeq, a predicted model, not a curated record